Molecule: messenger RNA, 954 nt
Organism: Elgaria multicarinata webbii
Lineage: Eukaryota; Metazoa; Chordata; Lepidosauria; Squamata; Anguidae
Gene: HPCAL4
Product: hippocalcin like 4
Exons: 4
Coding region: 111-686 (191 amino acids)
Molecular function (GO): calcium ion binding
Source: RefSeq, a predicted model, not a curated record
UAUCCCCGGUGGAUGGCUUAGGCGCUCUCGUUCGCUCGCCUGCGGCUCACACUUCGCACCAGGGGUACUUUGCACCCGCGAGGGUCAGGCCGAACCGCCGAGAACCAGCAAUGGGCAAACACAACAGUAAAUUGGCUCCAGAGAUGCUGGAUGACCUGGUGAGGAGCACUGAAUUUAAUGAGCAGGAGCUGAAACAGUGGUACAAAGGAUUCCUGAAAGACUGCCCUACAGGCAUCCUCAACUUGGAGGAAUUCCAGCAACUGUACAUCAAGUUUUUCCCCUAUGGUGACGCGUCCAAGUUCGCCCAGCACGCUUUCCGCACAUUUGACAAGAACGGGGAUGGGACGAUCGACUUCCGGGAGUUCAUUUGUGCUCUCUCCGUCACCUCCAGGGGGAGCUUUGAGCAAAAGUUGAAUUGGGCCUUUGAGAUGUAUGACUUGGACGGGGACGGCAAGAUCACCCGCCUAGAGAUGUUGGAGAUCAUUGAGGCAAUCUACAAGAUGGUGGGAACAGUCAUCAUGAUGCGGAUGAACCAAGAUGGGUUGACCCCCCAGCAGCGUGUUGACAAGAUCUUCACCAAGAUGGACAAGGACAAAGAUGACCAGAUCACCCUGGAAGAGUUCAAGGAAGCUGCCAAGAGCGACCCCUCCAUCGUCCUGCUGCUGCAGUGUGAUAUGCAGAAGUAGAAGGGCACGACGCGCCGCCCACCCGCCCUCUCCCCCUGCCCAGCCUUGCAUCUUUUGACCCCUUUCCCUCGGAACUGCAGGCUCCAUGCCCGGAGGCAGGAUGUGCUGUCUUCGCAUGGCCUCCUUGGCCCAAGUGAGUCCCCAAAUGAACUUCCCAGCCUCUGCCAUUUCUUUGCACAACCAUUAGCCUGGGGGAGUCCCCGUAGGCCAUGUUCUUUAACCUCAGCAAGGCAUAUCAGAUUGAAUUUCUCUGCCUCAGUCCUCUAAU